UGCGGCCGUAACCAUUGUCCUCGAGAUCUUGGCUAGUCCUGACCGCGACCCAGCAGAAGCACACCCGCCCUGUCCUCUCCUCACCACCAUCCCCACACCCAUCCAUUCGCACGGCACUUGCCUUGAGCGCACUUCGCACGGCUCGCUGUGCGAUAGGGGCGAUCCUUGGCGGGGCGGCAUGAAGCCAUCGCGGAGCGACGAGGUGCUGCCGCCGGAGGAGCAGGCGGCGGCCACGGCCAAGGUGGAGCAAUACUUUGAGUCGCAGGCACCCAGGCGCGCCCCGAAGCCGAGCCGCAGCGAGGCGGGCGAGGGCGGGGCGGUGUUGGGCGCGGGCGACGCCGUGGCCGUGGACCUGCCGGAGAGGCGCGCACUGGCGCACCUCGUGGCGCACAGCGGGCCGGUGUGUCCCGUGGGCACGCCAGAGGUGGCGGACCCGGAGCACCACCCCGCCACGUCGUACUAUGAGCAUCUGCACUUCGAUGGCCCGCACUGCCCGACGGGCAAAGGCUUCAUAAAGCUGGACGCCAAGGCGGAGGUGCCAGUGCACGUGGUGGAGCACCACGCACCGCCACCGCCGCUGCUCGUCCAUUCCCACCCACACACCAACCCUGCCAGGGAUGACUGGGCUCCUGAAUAGCCCCCCUGUGUCCUCCCUUUUUCUCGACCAGACCACCUUCAAUUCAUAAGAUAGGACACGAUGAGAUUGAUGCAACCAUGUGUAUUGCUGUCAUCACUAGGCAUAACCGGAUCCACAG
Messenger RNA from Closterium sp. NIES-67, 755 nucleotides. The record is from the annotation of a GenBank genome assembly. NCBI's taxonomy places the organism in Eukaryota, Viridiplantae, Streptophyta, Zygnematophyceae, Desmidiales, Closteriaceae.